This is a messenger RNA of Rosa rugosa (rugosa rose), 812 nucleotides long. RefSeq names its product probable WRKY transcription factor 75. Bases 80 to 658 code for a protein of 192 amino acids. The transcript has 2 exons. Lineage: Eukaryota; Viridiplantae; Streptophyta; Magnoliopsida; Rosales; Rosaceae. The record is from RefSeq and is a predicted model, not a curated record. Gene Ontology annotation, molecular function: sequence-specific DNA binding; DNA-binding transcription factor activity. Gene Ontology annotation, biological process: regulation of DNA-templated transcription.
ACACUACCAUCUUGAAUCAAUCUUCCCAACUUUUCUUAUAGCUAUUGGACUCCUCUCUCUUUCUCUACCUCUCUGUUUUAUGAUGGAAACCUACCCAACAUUUUACUCUUCUUCAUCAACGACACCACCUGCUGCUGCUUCCUCUAUGUCAUUGAACAUGGUGAACAGUCAUCCUCAUCAUGCUUAUAGUAACGAUCAGUACCAAGCUAGCAACAAUAAGUCAAAUGGGUUCUUGGGGCUGAUGUCAGAGAUGGAGGUUUCGAACAGUAUCAACAGCAUGAGUAGUAUUUCCCAGAGCAUGAAAAGCUUUGGGGAGGGUGAAAGUAAUACAGCAGUAAGGGCAGGGAUGAAGAAGGGAGAGAAGAAGAUCAGGAAGCCGAGAUAUGCGUUUCAGACCAGGAGCCAAGUCGAUAUACUUGACGAUGGAUACAGGUGGAGAAAGUAUGGCCAAAAAGCAGUCAAGAACAACAAAUUCCCAAGAAGCUACUAUCGGUGCACGCAUCAGGGCUGCAAUGUGAAAAAGCAGGUUCAGAGACUAACCAAGGAUGAAGGAGUUGUGGUGACUACAUAUGAAGGCAUGCACUCUCAUCCCAUUGAGAAGUCUACCGAUAACUUUGAGCAUAUUUUGACCCAGAUGCAAAUCUACACUUCUUUCUGAUUCAUAUAUAAUAGCAGUACUAUGCAGUGACAAUUACAUGCCUGCUGUGCUUUGUAAAUGACUGUGUAAUAGCUAGCGAGCUAGUUUUGAACCAAAAAUAAAAUGUACGUCCCUUACAGAUUCUAUUUAUUAAUCAGUUGUAUUGGUUUCUUGA